AUGGCGGAUAGUGAUGACGAAUAUGAUAGGAAACGACGCGACAAAUUUCGCGGUGAAAGGGGAGCUGCUGAAGGAAGUAGCUAUCGAAGCAGUGACAGAAGAGAGGAACGCAGUCGUGGUCGUGAAGAGUGGUCUGAAAGAUCCCGAGGCGGUAGAUCAGGCCCCGACUAUAGAGAUUAUAGAGCUGGCGGAAGCGCUAGCAGAAGUUAUUCUCCUGUUAGAGGUGAAGGUCCACCUAGCAAGAGAGUUCGUCCUGAUUGGCCGAUUGAUGACCGAAGAUAUGGUGGCAUGCCCCACGAUUCCUACGGGUCUUAUGGCUGGGCGCACGAUCACUUUGGGCCCCACCCAGCUCAUCAAGGCUAUGGCCAACCAAUGCCCCCUGUUCCAGCCAGGGAUACUGUCUUGCCAUCGGGGCCCUCUGAUGGUCCACCCACCAUGAUGUCUUUUAAGGCAUUCCUUGCGGCACAAGAUGAUUCAAUAACUGUUGACGAUGCUAUCCAGAAAUAUAAUGAAUACAAGCUUGAAUUUAGAAGACAGCAACUAAAUGAGUUCUUUGUAGCACAUAAAGAUGAAGAAUGUCUACAGCGUAUUCGUGUGGAAUUGCUGGACGUCGUUACGAAAAUAUAUUCCAACUUUAAAUAUCCAAUUGCUAAAAUGUUCAAGAUAAAGUACCAUCCUGAAGAGUCUGUUAAGAGGAAAGAAGAACAGUUAGCAGCUCUUAAGAACCGCUUAAAUGUGUUUCUCGACUUAUUGGAGCAGGGGGAAUUUGACAAAGUGUCUGUUGAUGUUGACAAGUCAGAUAAACUGAUAAGGUUACUUGACACUGUUGUGAUCAAACUUGAAGGAGGAACUGAGGAGGACUUGAAAAUUCUAGAUGAACCUACACUGUCUGAAAAUAAUAAUACUGACAAACAAGAUAAACCAGAAACUGACAAGGCAGCUGUUAUUGACGUUGAAGCUGUCAAAGUAAAAGAUGAAAAGGAGGAAAAUACGAAUGAUAAGGAUAAGAAAUCAGACCCUGAAUCGCCUAAAUCAACUGCUCCGCUUACGAUGGAAAUUGAUCCUCACUUGAAACAUCUUCAGGAGCAAGCAAAACUUUUCUCGCGGUUCAACACUCCGCCGGGGACUGAAGCAGAUCAGGAAGUACCUGAAAAAGAACCUCCACCCCCUGGAUCAUCAUCUAGCUCGUCGUCAUCAAGCUCAUCGUCUUCCAGUUCAGAAGAUGAGGGCGAAACCAACACCCGACGCAAAUCCAAAUCUAAAUCUAAAUCCAAAUCCAAGAGCCCUAUUAAGUCUCCUAAAGCGCGCAGCAGAUCCAAAUCACCAAGUGUCGAAAAGUCUAGAGACACGACGGAGGCCACUAAGGAGAAAGAUGCUGAUGACAAGUCGGAGGGUACAAACGAUGCUGGGGCUGAGAAAAAGGAGAUAAGAGCCCUCCAUAAGACCACAUCGAUCUUUCUAAGAAAUUUAGCACCUACUAUAACCAAAGCUGAAGUGGAGGCUAUGUGCAAACGUUAUGGCGGUUUCUUGCGCGUGGCUUUGGCUGAUCCGUUGCCUGAACGGCGUUGGUUCCGUCGCGGCUGGGUCACAUUUCGACGUGAAGUUAACAUCAAGGAUAUCUGUUGGAACCUCAACAAUAUAAGGCUCCGCGAAUGUGAACUCGGCGCAAUAGUGAACCGCGAUCUGCAAAGACGCAUCCGGCCGGUGAGCGGAGUGACUGUCGAACGCUCUGUUAUGCGCGCAGACGCUCGUCUCGCCGCGCGCCUCGCCCACCUCUUGGACACGCGCACGUCGCUCUGGGAGAGCUCUGAAGGAGCCAAUGACAACGAUGCUCAUGAGUCCAUCAGCUUCAAUUCGAAGAAUCCAGUUUUACAUAAAAUCACGGAGCACCUAAUAGAAGAAGCGUCGACAGAGGAAGAGGAACUCCUGGGUCUGGAAGCUUCAAGUGACACAACGGGCCAGGAGCAGCCGGAUCCAGAACUAAUGCGCGUUUUAGACCGACUCGUGAUGUACUUGCGUAUUGUGCACUCGGUCGACUAUUACAACCACUGCGAGUACCCCUAUGAAGAUGAGAUGCCGAACCGUUGCGGCAUUAUGCAUGCAAGAUCUGGUCCCCCGCUCAAUAAGCCUACUCCGACAGAAAUCCAAGACUACGUUAAGGCGUUUGAAAGUAAAAUGUCCGCUUUCUUGCAAGAUGUCAAGCCUCUACCUGAUGACGAAUUACAAAAGCUUGGGAUCAAGGACUCUGAAGCUGAAGUUGAAAAGUUCAUUCAAGCAAAUACUCAAGAGCUGUCGAAGGAUAAAUGGUUGUGUCCACUCAGUGGAAAGAAAUUCAAAGGUCCUGACUUCAUUAGAAAACAUAUCUUCAACAAGCAUGCGGAGAAGGUGGACGAAGUACGCAGGGAGGUGGCGUACUUCAACGCGUACGUUCGCGACGUUCGCCGUCCCCAGCAGCCGGAGCCUCCAUCGCGACCCUCGCACCAUGCUCCCCCGCCCCACGCCGCGCACCAUGCUCCUCCACCCGCACCAUACGGCGGAGGCGGGGCAGGUUCCCGUGGAUGGGGCUGGGGCGGAUGGGCGCCGCCCGCGCCCUACGCGCCACGCCAUCCCCGCUUUUCGCGACCCAGGGAGAAUGUGGAUCGGUCCCGGCCUAUAAUUGCUUACAACGAUCUUGACUUCCCGGAAAGUGGCGACGUAUUCUAA
Leptosia nina is the source of this 2703-nucleotide messenger RNA. NCBI's taxonomy places the organism in Eukaryota, Metazoa, Arthropoda, Insecta, Lepidoptera, Pieridae. The record is from the annotation of a GenBank genome assembly.